CUUACGCUAGCGCUCGUCACUGAGCGUUGCCAACCCUAUAAUUUACAUCCCCCUGUUUGGUUUGUUUACAGAUUUUCAGUUGUUUGUAGACGCUAGAAAAGUGCGCGAAUUUCAGUUUUUUGAACUACCGAACUGUUAUCGGUGAACUUUUGUUGUUGUGACGUUUUGUUCCUGCUACUUUGACAGUUUUGUGAAUGUGGACGUUAGCAGUUGACACCGGAUUUUUUUCCAUUUACAUUUUGGGAUUUACGUCAAAGUGCGAUCAUAUUUGAAAGCCGCGCGGGCAUGACCUGACAUUUUCGUUGGACACUUGUUAAGGAAUGAUCGGUUCUUUAUGUUGUCGACUAUGGCUACUGUCACCUCUGGCAUCAUAUCUCCAAAUUCUUAUGGCCUGACUCCAGAUCCAAUCAAAAUGACCACCGAAAACGAUGAUGACUACCCUCGCUACCACCCUUCAGAGCCGUUCGAUUCGAAUAUGAAUUCCAGCGACUCAGAUCAGGACAACUACGUGGCUUCACCAAAAAGCGAGCUCCCGAAGCGUAAUAAAAGAAAAAAUUUCAAACCUCGUUGCUCGAACGUCAACUAUUCUGAUAACGAAAUGUACCACAACGAAGCGCUCAAUUUGAGCGAAUAUACUGAAAACAACAACGUCAAUAACAACGUGAGACGAAGAAAAACGUUGUCAACGCGGAAAGUAGUCAUGGACCCUAGAUUCAGUCCGAUGGAUCUGAGUAAAGCCAAUGACAGCGAAUCCAACAGCGAUUCUGAGUUCAACGAGAACUAUCCGAACUCCGAGAACGAUGAUGAUGGGAACGAGAACAGUAGCGAAAAUGAUUCCAAAAUACCGCAGAGCUUUUCAAUUCAUAACCUCUCCAAACCACACGUCCCGGAUUUUCCUCAAAACCCGCCACAUUUGAGCCAGGAUCAGGUCAUCGAAAUGAGGCAGUACGCGAUGAAUACCAUGAGGGAGUUGCUAGGCAUAUACGGAUUGACUUCGGAAGUAGCGGAAAGCAUAUCGAGGCAACUCCCAAUGGCGGCAUUCAGUAGCGGUAAAAUUUUCGACAACCUCACCCUCAAUCCUGCCAUCAAAAAGGAAGGCACGCCACCUACGCAACCCCCUACUCCCCCCUCCACCCCGCUCUCGCCCAAAUCCAAUGAUCUAACUUCAAAACCCAUCAACAUUUCCAACUUACCGAUGACCCACCAGCAAUCUAGUCAAAGAUUACCUCACUCGCCCCCGGUUAAUACCCAAAGUACUCCCCUGAACCUCGGAAAAAAAACACAACCCUACACCAAUGGGGUAGGCAUGAACAUGUCCACGUCGCAAUCGCCAGAUUUUCCAUACAGUAGCGCAGAGCUAGAAGCUAUUAGAAAUAAGAUUAGUGAAGAUAGGAUACAAGAACAGAAGAAUGCACUUAGUGGGCGGGGCAUUUUUCCGGCAAAUAUCCUCCCAUAUUCUCAAGGAAUAAAGACUGAAACCUCAAGCCCUCCUCCGCUGGAGCCCAGCCCUCUGAAUGCAAUGAUGGCCCAGUCCCUGGCUCCCACAACACCGAGAGAACCCAUAUCUUCUACGAAUAUUAUGAUGAGCAAAGCUACCACCCAACUUGAUUAUUCCAAGUAUGUCAAAAAGUUUACGUCAUCUUUGGAAUGUGGUAGCACGUACUGCAAGGAUCUCAACUACAGGGAGCAUUUCCAUUGUCUGGACUGUAACUCGCGGGUCUUCAUCAAAAAAGAAGAAAUGAUCCGCCAUUUCAAGUGGCACAAAAAGAGGGACGAGUCCCUUCAACACGGUUUCAUGCGGUACAGUCCUUUGGACGACUGCGGAGAUAGGUUCUCCAACUGCACGCACAACAAAAAACAAACGCAUUAUCACUGUAUCAAGGAAGGCUGUGAUAAAGUCUACAUAUCUACCUCGGACGUACAGAUGCAUGCCAACUAUCACCGGAAAGAUUCGGCGAUCAUCCAGGAGGGUUUUCAAAGAUACAGGGCGACCGAAGAAUGCGGAGCCAGUUACUGCGCCUUUUUCGGCCAGAGAACGACGCAUUUUCAUUGCAGGAGGUCCGGUUGUCGUUUCACUUUCAAGAACAAAAGUGACAUGGAAAAACACAAAUCAUAUCACAUCAAAGACGAACAACUCUCAAGAGACGGCUUCAAAAAGUUCAUGAAAAACGAAAUCUGUCCCUUUGACAACUGUAGGUUUUCGAAAGUAUGUAACCACAUACACUGCAUCAGACCACAAUGCAGUUACGUGUUGCACAGCUCAGGACAACUCUUUUCGCACAAACGUAAACACGAGAGAAAAGAUUCUGAGCUAGCCUACCGCAAGUACAAACUCGCUCAAAGUAUGAUGAAAACCCUUGCAGAUGGCACAGUAGGACCCCCAAUGCCUUUCAAUCGCGACUAUGAAGCUCAGAUCGAUAGCAUUAAUCUUUCAAUGUACAACCAAUCCUCAGGGGGGAUGUCAAAUAUGUCGAAUUCCGAAAGUUUGAGUGAAAGAAAUUCACCUGUGAGCUACGAGGAGUCAGAAUCAACUUUUGCUAUGGAUCUCAGUGCAAAUGAGUCAAACUUUGCUCAAGAGGACACUGUCACAUGGAACAACGAUGAUUACUGGAGAAAAUACUGUCAAUUCGUUCCAGAAAACCGUUGUCCGAGUGAAAAAUGCGAUUACACGCACUGCGACCACUUUCACUGCUUUGUUGAAAGUUGUGAAAUGGUAUUCAGCAGCAAAGACGCUGCAAAGGAACAUGCUCGAAAUCAUGAACAACAAGAAAUGAUCACUGAUAACUACUUUACAACUGUUACGGUACAAAAUGGAGGUUGUGAUGAGAGUUGUAUAUACCAAGACAAAGAAAAGCACUACCACUGCAACUGGGAUGGAUGCAGGGAAGUAAUUCUGCCUACAGACAAACCUUUCAGAAGGUUGGAGCAUCACAAAAUGCACGAGUACUCCAGAAAACUCAGUUUGACCAAAGAUCCUCUAACGAUGACACACUUAUCCAGCUCUAUCGACGGCAUGUUCUGCAGAAAACGAGGGCGUCCCCCAAAAAAUCGUGUCAUUGAAGUUUGGAAUGAUUAUAACCCAAUGGGUAAUCAGAAUCUCAUGGACAGCCCUCAGGCCAUUUUCACAAGCUUCAAACUACCAAAGCCAUCAACUACCCCAUCCAGUAGUAAAGAUUUUGAAGACAAAGAAGACGAUGAGAGAUCGAGCACUCACAGCCCAACACCACAAGACUAUAGUUCUCAAGGGUUCGACUCGUUUGGUGAAAAUACAAAAUGCUCCGAUAACUUAUGUCCCUACCUGGGCUCCACACAUUUCCACUGUAUUCAAAAUCGUUGUUCAUAUGUAACAGAUAAAGAAGAUGCACUCAUCGUUCACUCGAAAGAUUUUCAUGACAAUGUUGAAAUAUUAGAUGGGUUCGAGUUUUAUGAUAGAAAUGUCGAUUGUCGAUUGCAAAAUUGUGCUAGUAACAAAAUUAACAGGCACUUUCAUUGCACCAGGCCGAACUGCAAUUAUUCAUUCGUUCAAUACUCCACCAUGGCAAUUCACAAUCAGAAGCAUUUAGAAGAGAGCAAUCUUCAUCAGAUUCCAGAGAUUCGGGUAAAAAGUGAAGCCCAGUUAACAGAAAGUAAGCCCGAUUCCAGUGAAAAUCACUUUAAGGCUAUGAAUUUGAGUCAGGGAGCCGAAAAUAAGAUAUCAGUGGUGAAGGCAUCCGGAACUUUCUAUCCUUUAUCUACAUUGCCAGAACAAAUUCAAAAAUCACCAGAUUAUAAAACCGCUACCUCAGACCUAAGUCAACAAUACGAGGCGAACGCACCAAACAGAGGAAGCAAUACACUCUACGGACCUGAACUCAGUUGCUCGAGGCCUUUUUGCAAACUCAAGAGGAAGUACCAUUAUCACUGCAAUGCGUGCAAUCAGGCAUUCAGUGAACUGGAUCGAUUAUUAUUGCAUGUGGCUAAACACAGCAGUGGGGCACUGAACAGCCAACUUCAAGAAGAAGGCAAUAACCAGUCUCCUCCAUCUCGAUCGCCACCUUCGCCUCAACCAACUGUUUCGAUUUCUACGACAAAACCCUCAUCAGAAUCCAAAAUAAGCAUAGCUCCGCUACAGUCUCUACAAAAUCCUGUAAUUCCCCCACAAAAAGAACAUGAAUCCUAUUUGACGCCGACAUUCGAUGCUUAUAGUCACUUCAAUAAUUUUCCUGCCAACCUUCAGUUUGCUCUUUUAUCUCAGCAACAACAAAUGCAAAACGCCUUCUUACCUCAAGCUUUGUAUCCAAACUCUCAGCUAAUGUUUCAACACGCUCAGCUCAUGCAGAGCCCUUUGUUGGCACCUCAAAACCCAUAUCAGGGGGAAAAUUUGACGAGUCCUUUGGCAGCAAUGGCUGCCAAUUUGAAUAAACGAGCUCUGAGUCCUCACGACAUAUCUCCAGAAGCAAAAAAAGCUAGGAUACAAAAUUCUAUGCGAAUACUGAAAGACGAACCCGUGCCUGAAGGUUAUCUGAGAUUCAGGUUUAAUGAAGACUGCCAGUACCAACAUUGUGGAUAUCGAGAACAUCAAACUCACUUCCAUUGCCAGCGACAUGAUUGUGGUUACAGCUUUUGCGACAAAACAAGAUUCGUGCAACACACUGCCAGGCACGAGAGACUCGAUACUCUCAUGGGUGGAGAUUUUCAGCAAUAUAGGGCCAAUGUAGCAUGUGGAAGAGCUGAUUGCGCAUAUACUGCUAAUUUAGGUUCUACCCAAAACAAGGCUUCUCAUUUCCAUUGUCUCAAAUGUGACUUUGUAUGUACAGAUACAAACAAGGUCGUUGCUCACCGUCGUCAACACCAGAAAUUAGAUUCAAUUCAAGCAGCAGGAUUCGAAAAAUUCACCCCCAGUCAGAUAUGUCGAGUUCCAAACUGUCAGCAUAGUGGAAAACAAACUCAUUAUCAUUGCCUCCAGUGUCAAUAUGCUGUCCUAGGGCUUGCCCAAAUGUCAGCACAUAAAUACAGACAUAUGGAAUAAAUUGUUCCUUCAACUGGAGAAUUAAAACCACCAUAUAUAUUGAUACUAUCUCAAAGAAAUCCGAAAUUAAAGGAAGUAUACAUAUGUAAAUAAGUCUGUACAAAAAAAUUCUAAAUUGUAAAUUAUGUAAAUAGUCCUUUAUAUUAAAAUACCUCACAAAAUAUAUAUUGAGGAAAACCUCAAGGAUACUACAGUUAUCCUUGAAAUAUUUACUUAGCUGACUGAGGUUAACUGAAAGUUGUUAAACAAUUACAGUAUUUUGAUAAAAAUGGCAAGUCAAUAAGAAUUUCACAGGUGUUUGGAAUUUGUUUCUGAUGUACUAUUAUAUUCAAAACACCAUUAUCAGUGAUAUAAUUAAAUGUAAAUCUUCACAGAAAUGUAGAUUUUUUAAUUUGAAAUAGGGAACAAAAUGUAAUUUGAAAAAGACAUGGUACUUUUAGUUGAUAGAGUAGAUAGAUUUAUUAGACAUAGAGGCCUUUUCUAAUAGAUUUAGUGCCUUAGAAAAGACAUAUAACAGUUCUUGUGCCUUUUUGGGUACUUUUUUGGUAGAAAAAUUAGAUGAUUUACCGUUUUUUGAAAGAAAGUAUGUCAUUCCAUAAACCAAAUGUGCCAUAUUACAGAUAUACAAAUAUAUAGCAGUUUUUCAGAAUGUUUAGAAUAGUAUAUAUAGUAUAUCAUACAGUGUCAUAUCUUUAAGUGAAAUCGUUUCUUUUUAUUUAUCCCAUCAAUUUUCACACCUUAUUUAUUUUGCACCUUAUGUACAUUUCAUUUGUGAAUUGUUUUGCCAUAUUUUGAAAUAGUUGUAGAAGACACUACAUUUUCUUGUUUUAUUUUGUUCAUAGCUAGUCUAUUCUAUUUUCUUCGCUUCGUUUUUCUUGUUUAUUUUAAUAUUACUUCUCAAUCAUUAAAAUGAUUCAAAUUGAAAAUGACUCAAAAGUCAAUUUUUUAUCAUUAUUAUUUAAGCUAAAAUUAUAAUUUAUACGUAUGUUUAUGAUUAUUUUAUGUAUGAGUGUAUUUUAUGUUAAAUCUCUGUGAUUGUAUGAUUUUAAAAAAUAUCAGUAUUUAUACCAUA
Messenger RNA from Leptinotarsa decemlineata (Colorado potato beetle), 6080 nucleotides. Its product is annotated as zinc finger protein castor homolog 1. NCBI's taxonomy places the organism in Eukaryota, Metazoa, Arthropoda, Insecta, Coleoptera, Chrysomelidae. Gene Ontology annotation, biological process: positive regulation of transcription by RNA polymerase II; regulation of neuron differentiation. Gene Ontology annotation, cellular component: nucleus. Gene Ontology annotation, molecular function: RNA polymerase II transcription regulatory region sequence-specific DNA binding; DNA-binding transcription factor activity, RNA polymerase II-specific. The record is from RefSeq and is a predicted model, not a curated record.